Messenger RNA from Opisthorchis viverrini, 1374 nucleotides. RefSeq lists its product as hypothetical. The transcript is spliced from 6 exons. The coding region runs from base 10 to 1374 and encodes 454 amino acids. The record is from RefSeq and is a predicted model, not a curated record. Gene Ontology annotation, molecular function: protein-tyrosine sulfotransferase activity. Lineage: Eukaryota; Metazoa; Platyhelminthes; Trematoda; Opisthorchiida; Opisthorchiidae. Gene Ontology annotation, cellular component: Golgi apparatus. Gene Ontology annotation, biological process: peptidyl-tyrosine sulfation.
ACUGGGCUCAUGCGAAUCCUUCUGGAUGCACACCCAUGGAUAAAUUGCGGAGCGGAGCCGAUCUACCCAAUCCGAGUCCUAAACAUGCGGAAACAACUGGAAAUGACAAACAGAGAUUGGGGUAUCCAAGCAAACCUAUAUCCGGUGGCUAUUGAUCGUGCAACAAAAGCAUACAUCCGCGAGCUAGCCGUGAACAUGGUCGAUCCGACCCAGAUCUACUGCCUGAAACAACCUCUGAUGUUUGAGUAUCUUGAUGUCCUUGCCAAACUCUUUCCAACAGCCAAAUUUGUUCACAUCGUAAGAGAUGGCCGUGCAACUGUAGUUUCGUCGAUAACAAGAAGAAUAGUGAAACCUAUGCAUCCAGUGCAAGCUCUUAGAAUUUGGGAUGACGCUGUGAGGAGGGAGCUACAAUUCUGUCAAAACGUUGGUCGGCAAAGGUGCUACACAAUCUUCUAUGAAAAGCUGGUCAUUUCUGCGGAAAAGGAACUAAGAAAACUGCUAGGUACUGGGUUGGUUCGCGUAUUACUUGAUUCACAUCCAAUGAUCAACUGUGGUGCUGAACCGAUCUAUUCGAUGCAUGUGUUAGCCCUGAGAGAAGAUAUAAAGGAAUCCUCAAAAGACUGGCUCAUCAAAGCCAACAUCUAUCCAAAGGCCAUUGACCAAGCUACGAAGGCAUUCAUACGCGAACUGGCUGUGAACAUGGUGGAUAAGGCCCCAAUAUACUGUCAAAAACAACCAUUACUGUUUCGGCACUUGAACUAUCUGGCUGCACUAUUCCCAGAGGCAAAAUUUGUUCACGUUCUGCGAGAUGGAAGAGCAGCCAUCGCAUCGACAAUUGACUGGGGACCAUGCCCGAUGAUGUCCGUCAAAAAAUGUCUAUUCUCAUUCCUUUCUUACAGGAGAAAAAUAUAUCCGGGACUCACCCAUGAAAAUCCGCACACUGCCCUGCAAAUCUGGGAUAAGACAGUCCGCCAAAUGUUGGUUGAUUGUCAAGACCUUGGUCCCCAACGAUGCUAUACUAUUGUUUACGAAAAAUUGGUGUUGUAUCCGGAGCAAGAACUGCAGAAACUUCUAGGCAAGUGUCAUACAAAACGCUUUUUGGAGGUUCCGUGGGAUCCGAUCGUUCUCAAGCAUGAAACAAUUCUGAACAAUCUGUCCUACUUGAAUCCUUACGAGGCCAGUACAAAACAAUUCUCAAGAAAAAUAAAUACAGACUCUCUGUCCAAAUGGGCUAGCUCCGAGUCAAUUUUGCCAGACUGGUUCAAAGCUCAAGCAGUGGAUUACUCAAGUCUACUACAUGAAUUGGAAUACGACAAAGUUGGAGUCCCGCCCGACUACAGUAAACUCCCUGAGGUUCUUCCACACAUUCGGUAA